AUGAGUUUAUUGAUCGAAUAGGAUCAAUUAAGAUAUAGGCAAGGUAGAGAGCAUUUUUGAAAAUGAUAUCAAUAAUUAGACAGAAGAAAUAUUAUUGUCUUUAAAAAAUCAAUUUUAGAUCAGUUUUAGAUAUAGUAUUUAGUUGAGUUUCAUAGAUCUUGGCAAGAUUGAUAUUUUUUAUUAUUUUGUAUUAUGGAAGAUACAUAUAUACAUUUAGGGUUGUCGAAAUAAUUUUUCCAAUUCAUUUACUUACUUUUUUGUUUAUUAUUGAAUUUAAACUGUAAUUCAUAUAUAGAUAUCUGUUUAUAAUAUAACAAACUAUUUUAAACAUAGAAAAUAAAGAAAUAAAAAUAUAAAAUAAUUAGAUAAAUAUCAAUAAAUAUCAGAAAGUGGAUACCUAUAUAUUGAACCUAAAAUUCAGUUUCAGAAUUUUGGCUCAUUUUAAAUAACCUUAAUUUUUGUAACUACGAAACAUGUUUCCAAAAACUUAAUAUUUGAAAUUUAUUUGGGGGAAACUUGUGGGAAAUACAUAUUUUUAUUGCUUUAUAGCAAGAGAUUUCUGUAUAUAGUGGCUCUUUCAAAAUUGAUGGACAAGAGGCCAAUAAAAGUAUGUUCUCAUCAGUAUAUGUUGGAUAAGAACUAUUUACAUUUUCUAACACUUAAAAAAAGAAUAUUUUUUCGGUAACCUCAUUAUAAAGUCACUUAUAGGAUGUUUUUUUUUAAUUAUUUUCGAAUUAUUAUAGUAAUCAGUUUGAUAAUAAAUUUGAAUAUCUCAGUAUAAAAAAGUAUUGAAUCCAACAUAAUUGGAGACAGAUCUAUUUUCAAUAAAGUUUUAAGAUCACACUGA
Molecule: messenger RNA, 847 nt
Organism: Paramecium primaurelia
Lineage: Eukaryota; Ciliophora; Oligohymenophorea; Peniculida; Parameciidae
Source: the annotation of a GenBank genome assembly